GACCCCGCGGCCGCGGGCGGGCGGGCCCUGCUCUCGGCCGGCGGACCCCGGAAGCAGGAGUCUCCAAAAAUCCAUCUCAGCUAUUUGGUGAGAGGAGCCAAGGAUGCUGCCCACACCUGGCAUCUAUUACUUCCCCUGGGAGGUCAGCGCCGGCCAUGUUCCCGAGGGAGCCUCUCUGCGAACAUUUGGCCGGCUGAGCGUCUAUGACACGGCCCAGUCCCACGUGACCCUGCUGGCUCAGCACGGACCUGAACAGCACCUCGUCCACAUCUGUACCAAGUUGGUGGAGCCAUUCCGAGCCCAGGUGGGCUCCCUGUACCUUGUCCUGGGGGAGCUGGAACACCAGAAGGGUGGAGAGCCCCUGGUGAAGGCGCGGGUGCUGACGUGUGUGGAAGGAAUGAACCUGCCUCUGUUAGAACAAGCCAUCCAGGCGCAGAGGCUGCACCAGCGAGCCAGGGCCAGCGGCCAGCGGGAUGAGGCAGUGCCUGAGCUCAAGUCCACUGGCCACGUGGGCGCUGUGGAGACCCAGGCCCCCCUGAAUGACAGCCUGUCUGAAGCUGGAGAGUAGCGGUUGCUUAUUUGGGACUGUCUCAGCCUGACAAUCUCCACCUUCCUCGGCCCUUGCCAGGAGGCCUAAAGAGACUGAGCCCCCGGGGUGCUGGGGGCUGUGCCUUGGGGAGGCCAUGGAGUGUUCCAGAAGGUGCUGGUGAAUAAAGGCCCCAGGGGGAAGUGUGUGCAGGUGGUGCAGCGCCGGCAGGGGCCAGG
Talpa occidentalis (Iberian mole) is the source of this 765-nucleotide messenger RNA. It is a transcript of the gene TEN1, whose product is annotated as TEN1 subunit of CST complex. The record is from RefSeq and is a predicted model, not a curated record. Gene Ontology annotation, molecular function: single-stranded DNA binding; telomerase inhibitor activity; telomeric repeat DNA binding. Gene Ontology annotation, cellular component: CST complex. Bases 104 to 568 code for a protein of 154 amino acids. The transcript is spliced from 4 exons. Lineage: Eukaryota; Metazoa; Chordata; Mammalia; Eulipotyphla; Talpidae. Gene Ontology annotation, biological process: negative regulation of telomere maintenance via telomerase.